Opisthorchis viverrini is the source of this 146-nucleotide messenger RNA. RefSeq lists its product as hypothetical. NCBI's taxonomy places the organism in Eukaryota, Metazoa, Platyhelminthes, Trematoda, Opisthorchiida, Opisthorchiidae. The transcript has a single exon. The record is from RefSeq and is a predicted model, not a curated record. The annotation marks the transcript as partial.
AUGCGAAUGGAGUUAGUCCGUUGCGAUUGGCCGAAAUGCGUGAUGACCUUGACGUGCUGGUCCCAAUGGCCUCCUAUGCAAAGGAACUGCGAUUUUUUCGGACUAAUGAAACCAUCCCACACUUGCCACGUCCGUGUACCAUGCUA